AUGGGGUCGAUCAAUGAGCCGUCGUCGGCAUCAGCAUCCGCAGCCAUAUCUGCGGCGCUCGAGGCCGCAACAGCAUCCUACAUCAAGUCCAACCCGGAGUCGUACCGGACGCAUCAAGCCGCCAGCGCGCACCUCCCCGGCGGAAACACUCGCACCGUCCUCUACACGGCACCGUUCCCACUCACCUUCGCCUCGGCCGCCGGCGCCACACUUACCACCGUCGAUGGCGCCGUCCUCACCGACUUCCUAUCCGAAUACACCGCGGCCAUCUACGGGCACUCGCACGCCGUGAUCCGCGCGGCCAUCACCUCGGCCCUCGACAAAGGAUGGAACUACGGCGGGCACUCGGGCAACGAAGGGCGCCUGGCGGAACUCAUCAGCCAGCGCUUCCCGGCCAUGCAGAUGCUGCGUUUCGUCAACUCCGGCACCGAAGCCAACAUGGUCGCCCUGGCCACCGCGUGCGCCUACACGGGCCGCAACAACAUCCUGCUCUUCAACAAAGGCUACCACGGCAGCACCAUUUCCGGGCGCUUGGACACGCGCCCCGCGGCCGGCAAGGUCAGCCUCAACCUCCCCCACGCCUUCCACGUCGCGACCUACAACGACGCCGAAUCCGCCCGCCAAACCGUCGGCGCCCUACCCCGAGACUCCCUGGCCGCCAUCCUCGUCGAACCCAUGCUCGGCUCCGGCGGCUGCUUCCGCGGCACGCCCGAAUUCCUGACCGCCCUCCGCCGCCUCGCCGACGACACCGGCGCGCUCCUCAUCUUCGACGAAGUCAUGACCUCCCGCCUUGGCCCGCACGGGCUGGGCGCCGCCGCCGGCCCCGCAGGCGUGACGCCCGACCUCAUGACCCUCGGCAAAUGGGUCGGCGGCGGCAUGAGCUUCGGCGCCUUCGGCGGGCGCCGGGACAUCAUGUCCUGGUUCGACCCUGCGGCGGGCAAACUCGAGCACCCGGGCACCUUCAACAACAACGUCUUCACCAUGGCGGCUGGCGUGGCGGGGCUGGGGGUCCUGACGCCAGAGGUCCUCGCGGACCUCAACGGCCGCGGCGACCGGCUGCGCCAGAGCAUCGACGCCGUGCUGCGGAGGCACGGUUUGGGGACCGGGUAUACUCCAAGCACCGCCACCACCACCACGGGUGGUGACGCCGUCUUGCCCUGGCACCCUCUCACGGACGCUGAGCAUGAGGAUCCAGCCGUGUACGAGCGGUACCCGCCCAUGUUCGUCACGGGCCACGGCAGCCUGCUGUGCGUGCAUUUUGUGGGGCUUGACAAGGGCAAGCUGCAGCAGCUGUUCUGGCUGUGGAUGCUGAGUCGCGGCAUCUGGCUGGCGUUCCGCGGGUUUGUGGCGCUGAACAUUGAGCUGCGUGACGAGGAUGUGGAGAGGUUUGUGGGGGCGGUAGAGGGGUUUGUUGAGAAGUAUGGGGGCGUUUUGGCGUGGUAG
Molecule: messenger RNA, 1443 nt
Organism: Cyphellophora europaea CBS 101466
Lineage: Eukaryota; Fungi; Ascomycota; Eurotiomycetes; Chaetothyriales; Cyphellophoraceae
Exons: 1
Coding region: 1-1443 (480 amino acids)
Molecular function (GO): transaminase activity; pyridoxal phosphate binding
Source: RefSeq, a predicted model, not a curated record